Molecule: messenger RNA, 2892 nt
Organism: Leishmania mexicana MHOM/GT/2001/U1103
Lineage: Eukaryota; Euglenozoa; Kinetoplastea; Trypanosomatida; Trypanosomatidae
Product: mannosyltransferase-like protein
Exons: 1
Coding region: 1-2892 (963 amino acids)
Molecular function (GO): glycosyltransferase activity
Source: RefSeq, a predicted model, not a curated record
AUGCAGCUUCUUAGAAAGACACUGAACAGCAGGCACAAGUCGUCUUCCACCCGCUGCUCUUCAAAGCCGAGCACAUCGAAGUCGUCAUCUCUUGCUCAGUCCCUCCUGCUGCGACGUCGAGUUCCACUUCCAAAGCACGUCACGUUUCGAGCUCUCGCGUUCGCCUUCCUCACUCUCGUGCUCCUAUGCAUCACCUUCGUGCUCCACAGCCUCGACUUCGGUGAUGAUCAUCUCUCGCAGGGCCUGAUAGCGGGUGUGGUACUCCCACGUACUCCUCCAGUCGCCAUCCACUCAGGAAACCUUCUGAACGUAUCUCUGAUCAUGCCUCUCUUGCACGGCGGCGACCCCGUUUCCCGGAACACGACCGAACACGUGUUCCUGAGCAACUUGCUCGGCCCGCUAGUGCAGUCGGAGGAGGCUCUUUGCUAUCGCAGCGACAGCAGCAGCACACAGGCCCCUGCCUACCAGGUGCACGCGGUGGUUGUAAGCGGUGCCACUGCAGCCUCCUCUGUGCUCGGUGGCGCGGUACGUGGCGUGCUGUCUGAUGACGUGUUGCGCGGCGGUGAUGUGCUUCUGCAGGGCCGCCCCCGUGAUGAGCUGACGCCCGCGCAGUUGUGGCGCGCGUGGGAGCUGAACAUGGACGCCGUGCGCGCCGCUCUUGGCGGUGCCGCGCGGGGCGGUGCGCGGUGCCUCGGCGACCGUGUGACGCUGGUGGCACCUGUAGCGCCGGCGCCGGACACAGCGGUGGAGGUGCUCGUGGACGCUGCGCUGCGCACGCGUGGCGGCCGCGCCGGGUCGCACUUCGUUGUGCUGUCGUCGUUCCUUGGUGCGGCGUGGAUGCCGUACACGGAGCCCGACGACGCGCUGGAGACGCGCCACGAGGGCACCGGGCUGCUGGACGCGCUUGUGCGCACGGCAACGCAGCGCAACGGCGGCCGCGUCGCAGCUGCGCAGUGCACUAUACUGCAGCACAGUGACGACAGCGGCGGCUGGCGCCACCCAUCGCCGCGGCUCACCGAAAGGGAGCUCGCCUCGCUGCGCGUCGUGGACAAGGGCGGGAUGACAGGGACGACGCACAACGGCGAGGUGCUGCAGCCGUACCUGACGCGGCGGCUGAGCGGGUACAGCGCUGCGGACCAGCGCGCGUCGUGGGAGGAGGUGGUGGACGCCGUGUCGCUGCACUGCGGCAUCUUCGACCGCCGCGUGUACGACGCCGUUGGCGGGCUUGCGGGCGCGCUGUCGGUGCCCGCUGUGAGGGACGCCGUGAGUGCGCGCCAUGACCACGCGAUGGGCGCCGUGGACCGUGGUGGGUGGGCGCUGACGCUGCGGAUGCAGGAGGCGUACCCUGCGUGGCAGGUGUGGGGCAGUCGCGCUGCUGCGGUGGUGCGCGACGACGAUGCCGGCGUGCGCGCGCUCCCUGCGGUCGUCUCGCUGCGGCGGCCUGUGUUCUCGCUGCUGGACCACUACGGCCACACCGCAUACAACGUGGUGACGGAGCUGCAGCGCCGCCGCGUGGGCGUGCCGUGGCGCCGUCGUGGUGAGGACUCGCACCACUCUGCCAAGUGGAGUGCUGCGGUGCAGAACUGCCUCCCGCCGGUGAUCCGGUACCACACGGACUUCAGGGCUCCCUGUAUCGGGCUGAACCGCGAGGCGAUGGCAUACAUCCGUCCGCUGAUGGAGCGCUACGGGAUCGGUGUGAUGGGAGGGCACAGCUCAUGCCCGAAAUCCGGCGACACGCUCCUUCGGCUUGCAUACGCGGGCGUGGGGGAUCUGUUCAGAAGUGUGCCGUCCCAGGCGACCCAGAGCUUUUUCCGCGAUCGCCUGUACCGCCGCGCCGCUCUCGUCUUCCAGCACUCGCGCGCGCACCGUUUCCUCCCACUCCCCAAGCGCCGGUCCCAUGAGUGCCCUGCGGUGUACAUCGGGCACAGCAUGAGCGAGCUGUCCAACAUCCAUCAGAAGUGGAUAGUGCCGAUGCGGACACGUGCCGACGAGAUCUGGACGACGGCGGACUUCUUCGCCACCAUCUACCGCCGCAACGGUGUGAGCCCCGACAAGAUCCGUGUCGUACCGGAGGCCGUGGAUGUGUACGAGUACGACCCGGCCAACUACGCACGGCAGCCCGCGAUGGGUAGGUGCGCGAGCACAUCGUGGUGCGACAACCGGCCGAGCUUGACAGAGGAGGAGCGGCUGCAGCGCUACGUGUUCUUCUCGAGCUUCAAGUGGGAGGACCGCAAGGGGUGGGACGUGCUGCUGAAGGCGUACUGGGACGCGUUCGGCCCCUCUGCCCCGCCGGAGCUGCGCGAGCGCACGACGCUGGUGAUCAAGACACGCCUGACACGUCGCUAUUCUUCCGGUAUGUCUCGUGAUUCGGUUCUACACUUCAUCGAGACAUGGGGACGCGGCGGUGCGUUGCCGGGGAUGACGUCCAUAGCGGACUAUCCCCACCUCAUCAUUGUCACGGGCGAAGUAAGCGCGACUGAGGUUGUUCAGAUGUACGCGAACGCGGAUGCCUUUGUGUACCCGACGAAGGCGGAGGGGUGGGGACUGCCUGCCGUGGAGGCGAUGGCGAUGGGGCUGCCGGUGCUCGUCACGGAGUGGAGCGGGCCGCUGCGGUUCAUGGAGCGCGACUCUUGCUUCCGCAUCCCUGUGGACGGGCUUGAGGAGAUCUCGCCAGACUCGCCGUACGGCUACGAGGAAGGCAUGAAGAUGGCCAUCCCGAGCGUGGAGAAGACUGCGGAGCUGAUGCAGUACGUCGUGGAGCACCCGGAGCAUGCGCGGCGCGUUGGCCGUCGUGCGCGUGAGUACGCUGUGCGUGAGCUGAGCGAGGAGGCCGUUGCGGACCGGAUGGACCGUCUGUUUGUCGACUCUGUGAUCGAGCGGCAGCGCGGCUGA